UUGCCAGACAUUGGAGUGUACAGCAGCUGUCCUCUCAGGGUUUUACCGCCUCUGAGUCUUUGUCGAUCCCCUCUGCCACACAGCCUGCAGAGAAAGUCCCCAGGUUGCUCUGACUGUUGGGGGGCAUGGAACCGCUGCGGAAGGAGGCGAAGGAUAAUCCGUCGGCUUCAGCUAAUCUUCUCUCCAAGAUUUUCUUCUGUUGGCUGAACCCCUUGUUCAAAAUCGGGUACAAAAGGAAGUUGGAGGAAGAUGACAUGUAUAAAGUUCUCCCAGAGGAUGCAUCGGAUAGACUCGGGGAGGAGCUACAAUGGUAUUGGAACAGAGAGGUUCAACAAGCGGCCAAAGAUCUGCGCCCACCCAGACUUGCCAAAGCUCUUGUUCUUUGCUACUGGAGAUCAUAUGCACUCAUUGGAAUAUACAUCUUUAUAGGGGAAAUUAUCAAAGUCGUUCAGCCGGUGCUGCUUGGGAAGAUAAUUGAGUACUUUGAGAGUUAUGACCCCACCGACACAGCUGCAGUCUACGAGGCCUACGGUUACGCUGCUGGCAUCUCCCUGUCAACCAUCAGCCUGACCACCCUUCAUCAUCUCUACUUCUACCACGUCCAGCGAGUAGGCAUGAAGAUUCGUCUGGCCAUGUGUCACAUGAUCUAUCGGAAGGCUCUUUGUCUCGACAGCAAAGCAUUUGCCAAAACUACCACAGGACAAAUCGUGAACCUUUUAUCCAAUGACGUCAACAGAUUUGACGAGGUAACCUUAUAUUUGCACUUUUUGUGGAUUGGUCCUCUACAAGCAGCAACGGUGAUGUUAUUGUUGAUGUAUGCGAUUGGCCCAUCAUGCCUUGCGGGAAUGGCUGUAUUCUUCAUCCUGAUGCCAGUACAGACUUUGUUCGGACGCUUGUUCUCUACUCUCAGGGCUGAAACAGCAGUCUUAACAGAUGACAGAAUCCGCACAAUGAAUGAAGUCAUCUCUGGGAUCCGAGUUAUAAAGAUGUAUGGGUGGGAGAAGCCUUUCUCUGCGUUGGUGGAUGAGGUCAGAAGAAUGGAAAUCUCCAAGAUCAUGAAAAGCUCCUACCUGCGUGGCCUCAACAUGGCAUUUUUCUUUGUGGCAAGCAAGAUCAUCGUCUUCAUCACCGUCUGCGUCUAUGUACUGACAGGAAACCAGUUGUCAGCUAGCAGAAUUUUUAUGGCAGUUACCCUCUACGGGGCGGUCAGGCUCACCAUCUCGCUCUUCUUCCCCUACGCCAUAGAGACGGUCUCUGAGUCUCUCAUCAGCAUCAGACGGAUUCAAAAUUUUCUUCUGCUGGAUGAAGUUGCUCCACAGCAUCUGGGGCUUCCUGUGGCAGAGAAGAAGGACUGUAUGGUGAAGGUUCAGGAUUUAAUAUGCUACUGGGACAUGAUGCUAGACUCUCCAACUUUACAGAACGUGUCUUUCACAGUGAGACCAGAGCAACUCGUGGCAGUAAUUGGACCUGUUGGGGCUGGAAAGUCCUCGCUCCUCAGUGCCAUCCUGGGAGAACUGAGUCGGGAAAGUGGUGUGGUCAAGGUCGAAGGAGAGCUGACGUACACGUCUCAGCAGCCCUGGAUUUUACCUGGUACGAUUCGAAGCAACAUCCUUUUUGGCAAAGAGCUCAACCCCCAGAAGUAUGAUAGCGUUCUGAAAGCCUGCGCCCUCAAGAGAGACUUGGACCUGUUGUCUGGUGGUGACUUGGCGACGGUUGGGGACAGAGGGGCCAACCUCAGCGGGGGACAGAAGGCGAGGGUCAGCUUAGCAAGAGCAGUGUAUCAGGAUGCAGAUAUCUACCUGCUGGACGACCCUCUCAGUGCUGUGGAUGCUGAGGUGGGAAGGCACCUCUUUGAAGAGUGUAUUUGUGGACUUUUGCGGAAGAAGCCUCGUAUCCUGGUGACCCAUCAACUCCAGUAUCUGAAGGCUGCGGAUCAAAUUGUUGUCUUAAAGCAGGGUCAGAUGGUGGCAAAGGGGACCUACAGUGAGUUGCAGGGCUCUGGACUUGACUUCACCUCCCUGCUUCAGGAGGAGGAGGUCCAGGAGGAGGAGAGGCAAGUCACGACCCCCAUCCCUGCGACUGUCUCCCGCCUCUCCCACACGCUCUCUGACAACUCAAUGUCCUCCCUCUCCUCCUCUCAGUACUCUCUGAUUGAGGGAGCAGAGCCACUUGCAGCGGUAGUGCAAUCAACGGAGGAGGAGAGGCGCUCGGAAGGGAACGUCGGCCUGUGUAUGUAUGUGAAGUAUUUCAGGGCAGGUGCCAACUUCCUGGUCCUCUUGGUCCUCAUUUUACUCAAUGCCUUAGCACAUAUUACAUUUGUUCUCCAGGACUGGUGGCUCGCUUGCUGGGCCUCUGAACGGAAGCACAUCAAUGUGACAGAGCACCUCAAUGGCAGCUUCCCUCGGCAGCUGGACCUUGACCUGUACCUAGGUGUUUACGCAGGUUUAACAGCCACUUCAGUAGUGUUUGGCUUCCUUCGCAGCUUGGUCUUCUUUAAUGUCCUGGUGAGCUCAGCCCAAACCUUACACAACAGCAUGUUUAACGCCAUCCUCCGGACCCCGGUGCACUUCUUCGAUAUCAAUCCAAUUGGAAGAAUCCUCAACAGGUUUUCGAAGGACAUCGGUUACCUGGACUCUCUGCUCCCAUGGACGUUUGUGGACUUUAUCCAGGUAUUUCUCCAAGUCAUCGGAGUGAUUGCAGUAGCUGCCACCAUCAUCCCCUGGAUCCUUCUUCCCGUUCUUCCCCUUCUUGCUGUGUUCCUGUUUCUGCGAAGCUACUUCCUGCAGACCUCCAGAGAUAUCAAGCGCCUCGAGUCUACCACUCGGAGUCCUGUAUUUUCCCACCUUUCUUCCUCUCUCCAAGGCCUGAGCACCAUCCGUGCCUUCAAGGUUCAGCAGAGGUUUCAGAAGAUGUUUGAUGAAUACCAAGAUCUUCACUCAGAGGCCUGGUACUUAUUCCUGACCACUUCCCGCUGGUUCGCUGUGCGUCUUGAUGGAAUUUGCUCAGUGUUUGUCGCCAUCACUGCCUUUGGCUGUCUUCUCCUCAGGGAUGGACUGGAACCAGGUGCAGUGGGUCUGGCUUUGUCUUAUGCAGUGACACUCACAGGCAUGUUCCAGUGGGGCGUCAGGCAGAGUGCUGAGAUCGAGAACAUGAUGACAUCAGUGGAGAGAGUGGUUGAGUAUGCAGAGCUGGAGAGUGAAGCACCCUGGGAGACGGACAAAAAGCCCCCGCAUGAUUGGCCCACGGCAGGCUCCAUCACCUUUGACAGAGUCAACUUUUCUUACAGUGCCAGCGAGCGUCUGGUCCUAAAGAACCUGACUGUCGUCUUCACAUCCAGAGAAAAGGUCGGCAUCGUUGGACGCACCGGCGCUGGGAAAAGCUCCCUGAUCUCCGCCUUGUUCCGGCUGGCAGAACCUGAGGGACGAAUAAUGAUUGACGGUUUUCUGACUUCGGAGAUCGGGCUGCACACGCUGCGUCAGAAAAUGUCCAUCAUCCCACAGGACCCAGUUCUCUUCACGGGCACCAUGAGGAAGAAUCUGGACCCUUUCAGGCAGCACACAGAUGAGGACCUGUGGAAUGCACUCCAAGAGGUGCAGAUGAAGGCCGUGGUGGAGGACCUGCCCAGUAAGCUGGAGACGGUGCUGACCGAGUCUGGCUCUAACUUCAGCGUGGGCCAGAGGCAGCUGGUGUGCCUGGCCAGGGCCAUCCUCCGGAAAAACCGCAUCCUCAUCAUUGAUGAGGCCACGGCCAAUGUGGACCCAAGAACUGACAGCCUCAUCCAGCAGACUAUCCGGGACAAGUUUCAAGACUGUACAGUCCUCACCAUUGCUCACAGGCUCAACACUAUCAUUGACUGUGACAGAAUACUGGUUCUCGACGCCGGCAGGAUCCAGGAGUAUGACGAGCCGUAUGUGCUGCUCCAGAACCAGGAAGGGCUCUUUUACCAGAUGGUCCAACAGACAGGCAGAGCUGAGGCCGCCUCACUGCUGCACACAGCCAAACAGGUUUACACGAACAAAAAGCGAGUGACAGACGUGCGCUGUGCCAAGGACAUCCGUGUCAUCUUUGAGACGUCUCUUUGACAGUUUGGAGAGUCGCUGUGGCCCUCGCGCUCGCCAUCGCUGACCAAAAUCUUUUGCCAGAUAGAUUCCUUCCUGUGUAUUAAAAUGUCCUCAGACUUGGUGAGUGUAGUAUGUGCUGCAUUUGAUUGGCAUAGUCCUUUGGUGUGGAACAGAAAAGAGGCAAGUAUCUGCUGCAGGGUGGGCCUUUAUUGACAGCAUAUUACUGCAUGGUUGUUUAUUGAUUACACCCUGUUAUGUUUAUGUAUGUGUGUUCUAGCCUCCUGGGUAGCUUCAAUUCUGCACUGGUGCUCAAAAGAGUGCAGAUACUGGAUGUGUUUAUCCUGGUGCAAUAAAUUAUUGGUGGCUUGAAUUAUUCUUUUAAAGCAAACAUUGUUUGGUUGCACUGCAAUCUUUUUUAUUAGUGUUUGAAAAGACAAGGAGAACCUGAGAGGAGACACAAAUGUUUUCAGUAAUUAUUGUGCCUUAAUCAGACGAUUGAUUUUUUUUAAUUGCACUGUUUUAAUUAAGUACUCUUGCAGCACUUCGACGACAGCGGUUUUAUGUCUACCUCAGCUCUUGUCAGCACAGAACAGUAAAGUUUAAAUGUGACCUGUCAUGUACUGGCAAUGAUAAUGAAUAACAGAGAGAAACACAAAACAGAAGUUUGUUGCCUCUGAAAUUUUUUUUCAUCAGCGUAAUAUCAACUUUCUCUGUUUACUCUUUUGAUAAAUGGGCUGUUGUUGCUUUAAAGACCUAGAACUUUUUACUUUGGCAAUAACAUGGCAUUAAAGUCCGGGCAAAGCAAAAAUAAACAUGCGUUAUGAGUUUGUCACACCACAGAAAAAUGUGUUACUAACCCAUUUGGUUUCACAAUUGUGAAAACAUUAGCAAUAUUCUAUGCUCUGAAAUGCAGGGGGCGAGUCCGCUCAAGGUGCUGAAACAAAAAAUGUACCACUGUGUUUGUUAGCGGCUACCCAGUAGCACAAAGCGCACACUUUCCUUGAGUCGAAGAAUGAGCCACCACGCAGCAACCUUGGCAGUAACAGCGUCCUGGUCAGCAGCUAAUGUUAGCACAAAGCACACACCCACAGCAGGGAGCAUCAACUGCUGGGCCAGGUAACCGAUUCAGGCUGAAAGACUGCAAGGUACGGUAGUAACUGGCUAUUUUGCUUGUGUUUUCGUAAUUUGUGGCAUUUAAAGGAACAGUGUGUAAGACUUAGGGGGAUUUAGUGGCAUCUAGUGGUGAGGAUUGCAGAUUGCAACCAGCUGAAACUUCUCCCAAUUAGAAUUCCUUCAGUGUUCAUUGUUCAGGAGAUUUGUAUCUAGAGCUGAAUUAUUCACAGAGGCUUCCUCCUCUCCAAAACAAACAGACCUGGUGAUUUAAACCAGUAAAAACGUUGAAUAAAUCAGUUUCACGUUACAAAUCAGUGUUUCUCCGACACUGUUUAGCACUCUGCAGACAGGCCACAGGCCCAGCAUGUGCUAAUUUGUGCUCACCAUUUUUCUCUAAUAACUUAAGAUAUCUCUUCUGCUCUAAUACAAACAGACCAGGUGAUUUAAACUGAUAAACACUAAAUAAAUCAGUUCAUGCUACAAAUCAGUGCUUUUCUGACACUCUUGUCACAGAGGGGCUGCUAACUAUGGCGGUCUACACAAACACACAAAUGGCCGCAUCUAGAGCCAUUGUUUGGUUUGUUCAUUCUGGGCUACUGUAGAAACUUUGCGGUCCAACAUGGCGAUCUCAGUAGAUGAGGACCCGCUCCUUGUGUAGAUAUAAACAGCUCAUUCUAACAAAAACACAACAAUAGUUAUUUUCAGGUGAUUUUACCCUAAAGAAAACAUACUUAUUAUAUUAAAUUCCAUUUAUGCCAAUAUAUCACCCUAAACCAGGCAUGCCCAAAGUCCGGCCAGAGGGCUAAUCGUGGCCCACGAAUCAAUGGCAGGACUAUCAUACAGUUUGUAGACUUGGACCAAGUAGGAACUAUAAGGUGGAACUAAUGUGUUUUUAUUAACAGGCUGUUAAUCAAAGAAAAUAAGUGGUUACCCAACUGUAGACAUUUCCUGUUAGGUAGUAGACAUGGACACAGCAGAGAAGCGUAAAGUCAAAUGCAAGGGCUGUCGCUUUCAGGAGUAGCGGAAAGUUGAAUACCUUUUUAUUUAAAGACGAAACAAUUGACCUUUCGCUAAGCCCCGCCCCUUUGUGAUGGUCUGACAA
Messenger RNA from Epinephelus moara (kelp grouper), 6276 nucleotides. Its product is annotated as ATP-binding cassette sub-family C member 4-like. The record is from RefSeq and is a predicted model, not a curated record. Gene Ontology annotation, biological process: transmembrane transport. Gene Ontology annotation, molecular function: ATP binding; ATP hydrolysis activity; ABC-type transporter activity. Lineage: Eukaryota; Metazoa; Chordata; Actinopteri; Perciformes; Serranidae. Gene Ontology annotation, cellular component: plasma membrane. The transcript has 31 exons. Bases 126 to 4082 code for a protein of 1318 amino acids.